Messenger RNA from Prinia subflava (tawny-flanked prinia), 3332 nucleotides. RefSeq names its product BBX high mobility group box domain containing (gene BBX). The record is from RefSeq and is a predicted model, not a curated record. Gene Ontology annotation, cellular component: nucleus. Lineage: Eukaryota; Metazoa; Chordata; Aves; Passeriformes; Cisticolidae. Gene Ontology annotation, biological process: regulation of transcription by RNA polymerase II. The transcript is spliced from 16 exons. Gene Ontology annotation, molecular function: DNA-binding transcription factor activity, RNA polymerase II-specific; RNA polymerase II transcription regulatory region sequence-specific DNA binding. Bases 241 to 2922 code for a protein of 893 amino acids.
GCGCCGGCCAAUGGCGGGGCGCCUUAUAUCGCGGGGAGUGUUGUGGCGCUGCCCGGGUUGCAUGGCUCUGUGUGGAGCCGCGUUCCGCGGGCGCCGAGGCGGAGGGGUUGCGCUGCGAGCCGCGUCCGGCCCAGCGGCGCGGUGCGCACCCCGCCGAGGUCACUAUCACAUGACAAAGGCUUUGAGACAGCUUCAUCUUCGUCUGUCUGUAAUUUCCAUUUGCCUUCCUGGGUCACAGUAAUGAAAGGCAGUAGUAGGAAUAAGGAUCACUCAACAGAAGGUGAAGGAACUGGGAAGCGACCAAAAAGGAAGUGUCUUCAGUGGCAUCCCCUGCUUGCCAAGAAACUCCUUGACUUCUCUGAAGAGGAAGAAGAAGAAGAAGAAGAGGAAGAUAUUGAUAAGGUGCCGCUCCUUGGCCCUGAUGGUUUAGAGCAGGAUGCUGAUGAGACCGAAGAUGACGAGUCCUCAGAGCAGCGAGCUCGCCGACCAAUGAAUGCGUUUCUCUUGUUCUGCAAGCGCCACCGCUCUCUGGUGCGGAAAGAACACCCUCGCCUCGAUAAUCGUGGCGCAACCAAGAUCUUGGCAGAUUGGUGGUCUGUUCUAGAUCCAAAAGAAAAACAGAAAUACACUGACAUGGCCAAGGAGUACAAGGAUGCAUUUAUGAAAGCAAAUCCAGGGUACAAGUGGUGCCCCACAACCAACAAACCUGUGAAAACCCAGGCAUCCAGUGUUACAAACAGGAAAAAGCUAUGGGCCAUUGCAUCAGACUCUGCAAAAGACUUACCGAGCCCAAGGAAAGUAACCAAAAGUGAAGAAAUGCCACAACUUAACUUUGGGAUGGCAGAUCCUACACAAAUGGGAGGCCUGAGUAUGCUGCUUCUAGCAGGGGAACAUGCACUUACUGCACAAGAGGUUUCCUCCAGUACUUGCCAGUCUGAUGCAUCUAAUUCUACAGAAGCCUGUCAGAAGUCAUCAUUGUUUCAGUUUGCAGAGAUCUCUUCCAACACGUCACAGCCUGGAGUCCUGGGGGCAGUAAAACAAACGGAGGAGUCUGCACUGUUUCAGUUUGCUGAGAUCUCAUCAAAUACUUCCCAGUUGCCAAGUCCCGAGCCAGUAAAGCACUGUGGGAAGUCGGCACUCUUCCAGUUGGCGGAGAUUUCUUCAAGUACAUCCCGUUCAGGGCCUUCUGAUUUAACGAAACCGUGUGGAACAUCAGCAUUAUUUCAGCUGGCAGAGAUGUGCCUUGCUUCAGAAGGAGUAAAAGUGAAAGAACCUGGGAAAACAAAAGUGGAAGCACUGGAAGAUGAGGAAGGGGAAGUUUCAGAGGACAUGGAAGUAGAACUGGAGAAAACAACAUUAAAAGACUCCAGUAAAGGAAAAGUAGAACAAUCAGAGAUAGAGAAAAUGAGAAACCCAGAUGAAACAAAAGCUGAGGAAUCAGAAACUGCAAAAUGCAGAGAUUUUACUAGUCUUGCAAUGGAAAACAGUCCUUUUGAGAGAAAGGAUAACACAAAGGAUCACACGUGCCGUUCUCCAGAGUUUUUCAUGAGUGACAUGACUAUCCUUGGGCUAAAGCCAGAAAAGAUAAAGAAGAAAAAGAAAAAAAAUAAGUUGGACCGCCACACAAAUGAGAAAUCCACCCCCAAGAAAUCUUGUAAAAAGAGGCAGUCCUCUGAGUCGGACAUUGAAAGUGUAAUGUACACGAUUGAAGCCGUGGCCAAGGGGGACUGGGGUGCCACUGAGAGACUCGCGGACACUCCCCGCAAAAAAUCCCGCCCUGUCUCAAAUGUGAAGGGAAGCAUGUUGGACACAAAAUCACCAAAGAAAAAAGUGAAAUCGAAAGAGAAGAAAACAUCAAAGGAGAAACCGACGGAGACCACCAAAGAGUCAAAACCUCCCGAUUUCCUUAGUAUUGAAGCCGGCAAGGAAGUACCGUGUGAGGCUUCCAAUAACAUUAAAGUGGAACCACUGACCCCAACAGAGGAGGUGGUACCCCAGAGCUUACCAGAGCAGGUCAAAACUGAGGACAGUGACUGUGUUAAAAAGAUAGAAACCUGUGGCUCCAGGAAAUCGGAGAGAUCUUGCAAAGGUGCUCUUUAUAAAACUCUGGUGUCAGAGGGCAUGCUCACAUCUCUGCGCGCUAAUGUGGACAGAGGAAAAAGAAGCUCAGGAAAAGGUAACUCCUCAGAUCAUGAAGGAUGCUGGAAUGAAGAAAUCUGGGCCUUUUCCCCAAGUGGGACAAGUGGGAACAAAAAACUGAAAAAGACUAAGCCAAAGGAAGAGUUUGUUUUUGGCUUAGCAAAAUUGGAAGAAGAAUUUGCAAAGAAAUUCAACAGCCUCCCUCAAUACAGUCCUAUUACCUUUGACAGGAAAAAUUCAGCUGUUUCGAGGAAAAAGCGAAAGAUUGGAAGCGGCUCAUGUGAACUACCAAAAUCCAACAAAGCCAUACUAUUAGAAGACAGAAAUUCCAGUGAGUCAGCCUGGAAGAAUAAAAUUUCUAUAUCUUCCCUAAACACUCCAGAGCCAGCAAUGAUGCACGAGCCUUUAGUUGGCAGCCAGAAAAGGAAAGCAAGGAAAACUAAGAUCACGCAUCUUGUCCGAACAGCAGACGGGCGAGUGUCACCAGCAGCAGGGACACUGGAGGAGAAGCCAAAAGAGCUGCCACAAAGUACUCUCCAAAAAUCAUCAAGUGCAGAAACAGAUUGCAACAGUGAAUGCUCCAGAAACACAGAGACAGAAGAAAAUCAUAGUAUUACGUCAGAUAUGCCAGCGGUGUCUGCAUUUUUUAGCUUAGCUGCUCUGGCAGAAGUAGCAGCCAUGGAAAAUGUACACAGAAGUCAGAGGGCCACACCUCUCCCACAUGAUGGACAGCCAAAUGAAAUGUCUCAGGCUCCAGUGCUUAUUUCCUGCGCUGACCAGUGAAGCUCCACUUUAUUGUAAAACAUUGUGCUUUUCCUAAUAUCCUAGCCUUGUCUUUACCAAGGGAAGCUAGUCAGUCCAUAUGAUGGAACUAGAGACUGCAAUAAAGUGCUUAUUGCUCUGAGUGGCCCAGAAUUCACUGGAAGCCAGACGUUAGCAACAUGGGCCAGGUCCUCAAAUUGGAACCCAGUAUGUAGGAGAGUGAUAUUGUCUAUUAAUGAACUGAAAUGGAGUGGAAUGAUCCCAGAGCUUGCUUUCUAUUGAAGGCUUUUAAACAGUAAACAGGUGGUUGGUGUGAAAAAGGCUGCCUUUACUGUUAGCUCACACAGCAUCUCUUUUACCAACCAGAGAGUACGACAACUAGUUUCAUAUAAUACCUAGUUAUUCUAAAUGAAAAAGAAAAAAAAAAACAC